UCUCUCUCUCUCUCUCUCUCUCACUCUCAUUCUCUCAUAACAAUGGCGGAUGAGGAAGAGAGACUUCUGGAGGAACAACUGGAGCUUCAAUUGGAAGAGCAAAAGGACUCACUGGCCGCUCUCCAGGAUGCCCUCGCUGCUGACCCUACAAAUCCCGAGCUUCUUCCGGUUUAUGAGGAGCUUGUUCAAGUUAUCAAAGAUGCAGAAGAAGGGCUCCUUCACUUGAAACGUGCAAGGUUGUUGCGAGAGGUUGAUUCAGUUCUACCAGGCUCCAGGUAUAUUGGUGAGGAUGUCAAAGCAGAGCCUCUUGAUCCGACACAUGUGGAAGCAGAACCUCUGGAGGAUCAAAGUUACUCUGUUGGAUCGAAAUGCCGAUUCCGCCAUACUGAUGGGCGUUGGUAUAAUGGACUCAUUAUUGAAUUGGAAGGAUCUAAAUCAGCAAAAAUAUCUUUCCUCACGCCAACAUCUGAAAGCAUGUUGAUAUGCAAGUUCUUUCUGCAGCAGCGAUGUCGAUUUGGUACUAACUGCCGCUUAUCACAUGGUGUUGACGUCCCAUUGUCUUCCCUGAAGAAGUGUGUCCCCACAGUGUGGGAGCAGUCACUAGUGGGAUCCACUAUUUGGGCGGUCUCUGACAGUAUAACUGGGAUCUGGAGGAAAGCUGAACUCCAGUCAUUGGAUGAUGAACAUGGAGUUGGGCAAGUUGUUUUUAGGGAUGAUGGAACAUCUGCAAAGCUUGGAACUGAAGCUAUUUCAUUAUCUGAAUAUGCUCAUGUGAGUGAUGAUGAAGAAACUGACACAAGCUCGGAUCAAUCUGAUUCUAGUGACUAUGAAGAAGGCAAUUUGCAGGGAUUAGGUUUUUCGGAAAGCAAUGGUCUGCGGAAAGGUAUCCAGACAGAAACUGCAAUUUUUGCGACGUGGGAGAAUCACACUCGGGGCAUAGCUUCCAAGAUGAUGGCUAAUAUGGGUUACCGUGAAGGAAUGGGUUUAGGUGUAUCUGGGCAGGGAAUUUUGGACCCUAUUUCUGUUAGAGUCCUCCCGCCAAAGCAAUCUCUUGAUCAUGCCCUUCAGUCCAAGGAAAAAGAAGAGGAUACAGAGAACCGGGGGAAGAAGAGAAGCAGAGGUGGGAAGAGAAAACGCGACAAGAAGUUUGCAGCAGCUGCUAAAGCUGCCAAGGAAGAGGAGGAAUCGAGACCAGAUGUCUUCAGUCUUAUCAAUACCCAGCUUGCAAUGCAUGGUGCAGCUUUGAGUGGCAGAUUAGAGAAGCAGCAGAGCAAAGGCUCCAUGGGAGGGAAGAAAGAAGACAGGCGGGCUUUACUGGCUUAUGAAGAUGAGGUGAAGGAGCUGAAAGUUCGAGUUGAUAAGCUGGAAGAAAUGGCGAGUCGAAAUAAGAGGGAGAAGGUAGUAUAUGAGGCUGCCAUGAGGAAGCUGAACGAGACUCGCAAAGCGUUGGCAGAUGCUGAGGCAACUCAGGCAUCUGCAUCCAAUGCAGUUGCCGCCAAAGAAAGGGAGAAAAGAUGGCUGAAAUUUUGAUCCUUGAAAACUCCGAAACUAUGUCAAUUUUGAAGUACUUGCCAAUCAAUCUUGUGUCUUUUAGAGGAUGGUUAUGAGUUGUGAUGAAGGCAGGCUGCAGGAAGCACAGGGGGGGAAAGAAGAAGAUGAUCUGAAAUGGCAAGGGAAGUUGGUUUAGUUGUAGGGCAGGGUGUCAUCUGGCAGCAUAUACUAUUGCCUAUCAUACACACAUUGAGGUUGAUAUCAUUGGAUUAAGCUAUCUGUCUAUUGGAUAUGGUCUUAUAAUUUUUAAUUAUUUUGGAAAUAUGUAGGAUUCUAAUAUUAUUUGAGUUCUCUACCACCUUAAAGAUACAUACUCUCACUUGAUGGAAACAUUCUUGGGCACCCA
Diospyros lotus (date-plum) is the source of this 1897-nucleotide messenger RNA. RefSeq names its product zinc finger CCCH domain-containing protein 18. The transcript is spliced from 4 exons. The record is from RefSeq and is a predicted model, not a curated record. Bases 43 to 1530 code for a protein of 495 amino acids. Gene Ontology annotation, molecular function: metal ion binding; nucleic acid binding. Lineage: Eukaryota; Viridiplantae; Streptophyta; Magnoliopsida; Ericales; Ebenaceae.